AUGCUUCUUCACGAUCAAACCUAUGGAAUUCAACGAAAAUUGGAGAGAAAUGAUACCAGUGCCACUACAUCAUCCUCUCUUGUAUUGGAACAUAACUUUACAAAAGCAAGACAAUACGGAUCCAACGGAGUCGAUGUUGAGACUUUAAAGGCUUUCUUGGAUGGUAAAUAUGCUGAUACCAAGGAAAGAGUGAGACAAACAUUGGCAAAGGAAAUUUCCCUCACUUCUUUGACUAUGACACUUUGCAUUACCAAGAAGCCCGUAGAAAAUGAUUAUGGAAGAUUUGUUGCAUGGUUUGAAGCAUUUGGUCAUUUCAACACUUCACUUUGUGUCAAGAUGGCUGUUCAAUACUCAUUGUUUUGUGGUACCUUGGCAAACUUGGGUACAGAUAGACAUCACGAAUUUGUUAAAUUGGGCCAAAGACUUCAAGUAUUGGGUUGCUUUGGUAUGACAGAAAAGGACACGGUUCAAAUGUCCGAGACAUGGAUCGGAGGUGGACAAUUUUGUCACUACUCUGUAGUUUUUGCUCAACUCAUUUUGAAUGGAGAAAGAAAGGGAGUUCAUGUUUUCUUGGUUCCAAUGCGUGACAGAAACACACAAAAGUUAUUACCUGGAGUUUAUGUUGAGGAUGUUGAAUACAAGUUAGGAUUGAACGGAAUUGACAAUUAUUCCUUCGGAUUUAAUAAUGUUCGUAUUCCUCGUACUAAUCUCCUCAACAGAUUCAGUGACGUGACUCCUGACGGUAAAUAUAUCUGUAAAUUCAAGACAGAAUCACAACAUUUUGGUGCCACCGUUGGAGAAUUGAGUGGAGGUAGAGUCGUCAUUGCAGGUCUUGGCUCUGCUUGUGUUAAAUCCUGUCUUGCUAUUGCUGUAAGAUACGGCUUUACUAGAAAACAAUUCGGACCACCAGGAAAGGGUGAAAUUUCAAUUAUGGAAUAUCCAUCUCACUACACUAGAUUGAUGCCUUUGGUUGCUAAAACAUAUGCCUUGUCAUCUGCAUUGUCCUAUGUUCGUGAACAAUAUCAUCACAAGCACAAGAAUGCAGAAGCUAAUGCUCUUGGACACUGUUUGACAUCAGCCAUCAAGGUUGCAGGCAGCUUCCAUACCAUCAACACUGCUGACAUUUGUAGACAAGCAUGUGGAGGUGCUGGUUUCCGUGCUCCAAACCUUAUUUCUGGAUUUUUGAGAGAUACUCACGUCUUUGUUACAUUUGAAGGAGACAAUCAAGUAUUACUCCAACAAGUUGCCAAGUACCUCAUUGCUCAAUAUGCUCAAGCUGUGAAACAAGGAUGUUUCUGUGGCACUGUUCUUGAAUACUACAAAGAUGGAAAGGUAGAAUUUAAUGGAGAACAAGAUUUGACAUGUCCAAAAUAUCAACUCUACUUGUUCAGAGCUAGAGAGAUUAAGAUGGUAGAAGAAUUGAUUAAGAGAUUGAGAGAUAGAGAAGGAAAGGGUGAGGACGAAUGGGAGGCUUGGAAGAAUGAAAUUGUGUUUGCCAAUGAACUUGGUAUGGCAUUUGCUGACAGAAUGGUUCACGAACAAUUCUUGAAGGCCUCUAACUUGUGCAGCUUCUCAAUCUCCAAUACUCUCACUCUUUAUGCAAGUUGA
Messenger RNA from Naegleria fowleri, 1608 nucleotides. RefSeq lists its product as uncharacterized. Bases 1 to 1608 code for a protein of 535 amino acids. Gene Ontology annotation, molecular function: fatty acid binding; FAD binding; acyl-CoA oxidase activity. Gene Ontology annotation, biological process: fatty acid beta-oxidation using acyl-CoA oxidase; lipid homeostasis. Gene Ontology annotation, cellular component: peroxisome. The record is from RefSeq and is a predicted model, not a curated record. NCBI's taxonomy places the organism in Eukaryota, Heterolobosea, Eutetramitea, Acrasida, Naegleriidae. The transcript is spliced from 4 exons.